UACGUCAUUGGCCUGCGACAUCCAGUAGAUUCUCUUGCUAUUUCUCCACGUGUGUGUCUUUCCCCACGUUAUUUUAAACUUCUAAUUGAAUUCAUUCAUUGCAACAUAAAUAAUGCGGCCAUUAACAGACGAAGAGACGAAAACAAUGUUUGAAAAGCUCUCCAAGUACAUCGGAGAGAACAUUAAGCUUCUUGUGGACAGACCUGAUGGGACGUACUGCUUCAGACUGCACCAUGAUCGUGUUUACUACAUCAGUGAAAAGAUACUGAAGUUAGCCACGAAUAUCUCUCGGGACAAGCUGGUGUCUGUUGGCACGUGUUUUGGAAAGUUCACCAAGACUCAGAAGUUUCGGCUGCACAUCACAGCUCUGGAUUUUCUUGCACCGUACGCAAAGUAUAAGGUGUGGGUGAAGCCUGGAGCUGAGCAGUCUUUCCUAUACGGCAACCACAUCAUGAAGUCCGGCCUGGGCAGGAUUACAGAAAACACAUCCCAGUACCAGGGAGUGGUGGUUUACUCCAUGGCAGAUGUCCCACUGGGUUUUGGAGUUGCAGCGAAAACCACUCAGGAAUGCCGUAAAGUGGAUCCCAUGGCCAUCGUGGUGUUUCACCAGGCUGAUGUAGGAGAGUACAUCAGAAACGAGGACACACUCACUUAACACCCAUCUCAGAGUGGACUCUGUGGACUGGAGCUUUUUUUUUUUUUUAACUGGGCAAAGACCAGAAUGUGACAUGUCCGUCAUGACUGUAUCAAUAUUUUGUUUUUUGUUUAAGUGGACGUUGUGUUUUUCUAGUCAUUUGGCAGUGGUGAGCUUGGGGACAGGUCAUCGCUGGAGGGGGGAAAAAAUAAUGCAAUGUUAAGAGACACAAAAUAAUCUGAUCAGACAUAACAUUAAAACCACCUGCCUAAUAUUGUGUAUGUGUCACUGAAUCUGAUUCCAAUCUGACUCUGAAGGUGUGUUGUGGUUUCUAGCACCAAGAAGAUCCUGAUUCACGAGGAUGGGUCUCUAUAGAAAGCUUGAUCCAAUCGAGAUCUGGGAAAUUCCGAGGCUGACUCAGAGCUGAAAGCGUCUCGAGUUCAUUAUCAUCUUCAAAUCAUUCCUGAACAGUUUUUGUAGGAUGAUGUUAUUUACAGACAGAUGUCUAGCUGUUACACUUUGGCCCUCAGAUCUUUGCACUUCCUGCUUCCAACACAUCAACUUUGAGAACUGUUUUUGAGAGUGUUCACUUUGAUGAGAAAAUUGACCUCACCCCAUUGACAGUGCAACAAGGGAAUAGAAGUUACUCACGUCACCGGUCAGUGGUUUUAAUGUUAUGGCUGGUCUGUGUUCAGGCUCAGGAUUCAGGAUCAAAUGAGGGUUUUUCUGUUUAACCUCUUUAAAUGUUUUGGACAUUUCCUAAGAGAGAUCUACACCGGUCAGGCAUAACAUUAUGAGCAGUGAGAGGUGAAGUGAAUAAGACUGAUGAUCUCCUCAUCAUGGUACCUGUUAGUGGGUGGGAUAUAUUAGGCAGCAAGUGAACAUUUUGUCCACAAAGUUUGUGUGUUAGAAGCAGGGAAAAUGGGUAAGGGAACACAUGGCACCAGGAUGCACUAUGGGAAGAAGGCGAGCUGGCAGAGGCAGUGUCAAUAUUGGGCAAUGUUCUGUUGGGAAACCUUGGGUUCUGCCGUCCAUGUGGAUGUUACUUUGACACGUCCCACCUACCUAAGCAUUGUUGCACAUUAUGUACCCUGUUUCAUGGAAAUGGUAUUCCCUGAUGGCUGUGGCCUCUUUCAGCAGGAUAAUGCACUGAGCCACAAAGCAAAAAUGCUUCAGGAAUGGUUUGAUGAGAACAACCACCAGUUUGAGGUGCUGACUCUGCCUCCAAAUUCCCCAGAUCUCAAUCCAGUCCAGCAUCUGUGGGAUGUGCUGGACAAACAAGUCCGUUCCAUGGAGGCCUCACCUCACAACUUACAGGAUUUAAAGGAUCUGCUGCUAACAUCUUGGUGCCAGAUACCAAAGCACACCUUCAGGGAUCUAGUGGAUCCCAUGCCUCGACAGGUCAGGGCCGUUUUGGUAGCUAAAGGGGGACCAACACAAUAUUAGGCAGGUGGUCAUAAUGUUAUGCCUGAGAUUUUAUAUAUAUAUAUGAAUGAGAUUGAUAGAUAGAAGAAAUGUCACAAUUUAAAGGAUUUUCCACAAACCACAACCGAUCUUUAUUUCCUGUUUAACAGCUUUUUAAGCCAGAACACAUUUGAUGUUUUAAUGUAAAAUGAUUGUAAAAAUAAGUUGGUGUUUGGGUGACUAUGUUUCAGUGUUACACACUCAUGUUCUGUAUCUUUGAUGGUUAUUUUUAUAAUUGAUCACAUUUAUAGGUCAUGUGACCUGGACAUUUUCUGUGAUUGGAUGAAUCUCAAAAAUCAGUUGCAACUUAAACAUACACUAUUUCCAAAAGUUUUGGGACACCCCUCCAAAUCAUUGAGUUCAGGGGUUGGGCUCGGCCCCUUAGUUCCAGUGAGAGGAACUCUUAAUGCUUCAGCUUCAUACCAAGACAUUUUGGACAAUUUCAUGCUCUUUGUGGGAACAGUUUGGGGAUGACCCCUUCCUGUUCCAACAUGACUGUACACCAGUGACCAAAGCAAGGUCCAUAAAGACAUGGAUGAGUGAGUUUGAUGUGGAGGAACUUGACUGGCCUGCACAGAGUCCUGACCUCAACAUGAUAGAACACCUUUGGGAUGAAUUAGAGCGGAGACUGAGAGCCAGACCUUCUUGUCCAACAUCCGUGCUUGACCUCACCAUUGACUGUGCUUCUAGAGGAACGGUCAAAAAUUCCCAUAAACACACUCCUAAACCUUGUGGAAAUUCUUCCCAGAAGAGUUGAAGCUGUUAUAGCUGUAAAGGGCGGGACAACUCCAUAUUACAUUCAUGUGAAGGCAGACGUUCCAAAACUUUUGGCAACAUAAAGUGUGUUACAUUGCUUAGAAAGCAUGAGUAAAAUAAAAUCAGUGUACCUGAAGACACUGGA
Hemibagrus wyckioides is the source of this 2999-nucleotide messenger RNA. RefSeq names its product NIP7 nucleolar pre-rRNA processing protein (gene nip7). Gene Ontology annotation, biological process: ribosomal large subunit biogenesis; ribosome assembly. Gene Ontology annotation, molecular function: RNA binding. The record is from RefSeq and is a predicted model, not a curated record. The coding region runs from base 113 to 655 and encodes 180 amino acids. Gene Ontology annotation, cellular component: preribosome, large subunit precursor; nucleolus; nucleus. NCBI's taxonomy places the organism in Eukaryota, Metazoa, Chordata, Actinopteri, Siluriformes, Bagridae. The transcript has 5 exons.